Talaromyces marneffei is the source of this 666-nucleotide messenger RNA. RefSeq lists its product as uncharacterized. The record is from RefSeq and is a predicted model, not a curated record. Bases 1 to 666 code for a protein of 221 amino acids. The transcript has 3 exons. Gene Ontology annotation, cellular component: nucleus. NCBI's taxonomy places the organism in Eukaryota, Fungi, Ascomycota, Eurotiomycetes, Eurotiales, Trichocomaceae.
AUGUCAGGCCAUCAUCAUCAUGGUCACGGUCAUGGCGGCCACUGCCACGAUGAGGGUCACGAUCAUUCAAAUGACAUCACUCCUGCUCUUCAAUCACUGUUGUACUCUCAGAUCCAAUUCGAUAUGGUGUCCACCCUGAACGAGUCUGUUCCUCGCGCUGGCACCUCAAUCCUUCAAAAGUCAUGGGCUGAAAGAUUGAAUGAGCAACCUGAGCUCGAGAGUGAUGCUGACGAGCAGCUCUUGAUGUACAUCCCUUUUGCCGGACAGGUGAAAUUACAUUCGCUCCUGAUCUACACUGCCCCGACUCCUUCUGCUCCCAAGACUGUGAAGCUUUUCAAGAACCGAAACGACUUAGACUUCUCCAUGGCGUCAGAUUUGAAACCCACCCAGACCAUCGAAAUUCCUCAACCUGUCACCGGAACCGAUGUCUUCGAACUACCUCUCAAUCGUGCCCUGUGGAACACCACUACAUCCAUCACGCUGUUCUUCGAGGAUAAUUGGGGCGAAGAAGAGACUACCAAGAUCGGUUAUCUUGGCUUCAAGGGACAAUUUAUGGCGUUGAACCGUGAACCUGUGAGCGUCAUGUAUGAGGCAGCUGCGAAUCCCAGCGACCAUGUUGCUAUUCAGGGUGUGCAGGGAAUUGGAAAGAUUAUGCCAGGACAGUGA